AUGACUGACUGGGCCAAGCUCAAAGUCGUCGACCUCAAGGCCGAGCUCAAAAGUCGCGGUCUACCACAGCACGGUCUCAAAACAGAGCUUGUCGCGCGAUUAGAUGAAGCUGAUCAAGAAACUGAGAAUACUGAGAAUACUGAGGCCCAAGAACAGCUUGAAGAUGCGCCUACAGACAGCAACUCGGGAAAUAAUGAGCCACCAGCUCAACAACCAGUCCUUGCAGACAACGAACCCCAGGAAGCGACCGAGCAGCAUGAACCGGAAGAAGAGAAACCAACGGCGGAAAUAAUGGAGCUAGAAGAGAAACAGCUGGAUGAUGGCAUCGCGCCCAAUGCUGAUGGGGAGACAAAUAAAGGGGUCCCCGAAACCGAAAAGGAGGAAGAUGUCAAGAAUGGAGCAAUUGAGGAAGCGGCGCACGAUGGCGAUCUGGUCGCUGACGUGCCAAUUCCUGGCAAUGAAAUAGAUGCUCAAUCAAGGGAACCAACGGUGGACGAGAAAUCAAGAGCGGGAACAGUGACAACCACUGUCGAAUCUACACCCUCCCACUCACUCGAACCAACCCCUGCUGCUGAACAGCAAAAGCGCAAACGCCGCUCUCUCACACCCCCACCAACUGAAGAAUCGAUUGCUCGCAAACGCGCCCGCACGGAAGAGAGUUCAGCAAACGGCGAUAAUCUAGGUGCGCGACAGGAAGAUCUGCUACCUGAACCUCAAAACAAACCUGCUCCUAUGAACUUGGAUAGUGAGCCCCAAGCAGAGGAGCCUCAGCAAGAACCUUCACAGGAAGCUGCCCUAGAGACCCAAGUACCCAGACAAGAAGAAUCCGGUGAAGACGGAGAUAAAACGCAGGAUAUGGACUACGAGCGGGACGUCGCGCCGGCGGUGCAUCCGGCCACUUCUGCACUUUAUAUCAAGAACUUCAUGCGCCCUCUCCGACCUCAAGAUGUCAAGGCCCAUCUCGUCACGCUUGCGAGACGGUCUCAAGAUGCAGCGGACGAUGACGACGGGAUUGUGGCUGAAUUCUUUCUGGAUCAGAUCCGCACUCAUGGUUUUGUUAUCCUCAAGAACACCGCUGCUGCUUCCCGCGUUCGCACUGCACUCCAUGGCAGUGUCUGGCCUAAUGAGAGCAAUCGCAAAGCGCUCUGGGUUGACUUUGUCCCUCCCGAGAAAGUCCGGGACUGGAUUGAUACAGAACAAGCCAGCGGCGGCCCCCGCGGCCGCUCCGGUGCUCGAUGGGAAAUCGUUUAUGAGGACGGCCCUAACGGUGAUGUUGAAGCACAUCUCGAGGAAGCAUCAGCAUCAACAUCUCGCACGAUGCCUCAACUGAGCGAAAGACCACACCCAAGCUCGACGAUGGCGACUAAUUCUAUCCCUCUUGGACCCAGAGCACUCCGAGACCCUGCCAUUCCUACUGGACCACGCCCUGUUCGCCCCGGCACUGGACCUGGGCCAAGACCUCCACCUAUCAUCAACCCAGGCGGUGCAUUCAAGCGCACCAACACUCGCCCAGUUAUCGACUACCAGCCUGUAUCAGAAGACCUUGCGCGCCGCCGCAUCGACAACAUGCGCUCUUAUUACACAAACGAUCGCAACCGCGAUGUCGGCCGCGAGAUUAAUCGCUACUCAUUUGAGAAUGGCACUUCAUUCGUUGACCGAGGCAAGGAGAUCUUUGAAGGCAUCCGACCUCCACACCGCGAGCGAGCCAUGGGACGUGAGCGCCGUGGUGGGAGACGCCGUGGACGCGGCGGCGGUGGCGGCGGUCGACCGCGUAGUGAUCGGUAUCUCCCCCCGCCACGGGACGACCGCCGACCUCGUCGUGGCUCCUUGUCUGACGACGGCGACAUUCGAAUGAGGGACUGA
Fusarium mangiferae is the source of this 1863-nucleotide messenger RNA. RefSeq lists its product as uncharacterized. The coding region runs from base 1 to 1863 and encodes 620 amino acids. The transcript has a single exon. NCBI's taxonomy places the organism in Eukaryota, Fungi, Ascomycota, Sordariomycetes, Hypocreales, Nectriaceae. The record is from RefSeq and is a predicted model, not a curated record.